Brassica rapa (field mustard) is the source of this 1961-nucleotide messenger RNA. RefSeq names its product probable protein phosphatase 2C 40. Gene Ontology annotation, molecular function: protein serine/threonine phosphatase activity. The record is from RefSeq and is a predicted model, not a curated record. Gene Ontology annotation, biological process: protein dephosphorylation. NCBI's taxonomy places the organism in Eukaryota, Viridiplantae, Streptophyta, Magnoliopsida, Brassicales, Brassicaceae.
AUAAAGAGAGGGAGGCAUCGAUUUUUUUUAAAGAGACCCAAAAUUAGCAAAGAAAACAUUCACUCGUUAGCUCUUCUCCUCCAUCCAUUCUAUAUUUCCUCUUCUCUCUCUCUCUCUCUCUCACUCUUUUCUUAUUCGCUUCCUCCUCCUCCGAUUCGCUUUCUCCUGUGACUUCUCUCCGGUUCUUCGAAUCCCUCUUUGAGUUUUCUCCAUCCGCGUUACUAAUCCUUUCUACGUUAAGAAACAUUUUUUCACAAAAAUGCAGCAAGAGACGUUAAGUGAUCCUUAUGGAGAGAUUGAGAUAAGCUUUGGCUAUCAAUGCAAUAACAACAACAAUAACAACAAUAAUAAUAAGAAGACGAUAGGAAUCCCUGAAGAUGCUAUUGUUCCUGAUAGCCGCGGCGUUCUUGCUGGCUUUAGGCUUCAAAAGACAAGCAGCUUCUCUUGUCUAUCAGGCGCUGCUUUAAGCGGCAACCCUACACUAGCCAACACCAACAUCUGCAACGGAGUCAUCGGCUCCGAGAUUCUACCCUCUCUAGACUCUCCCAAAUCCUUCAGGAAAGUUCCCUCUUCCCCCGCGCUUUCCAAGCUCGACAUACUCUCUCCUUCUCUCCACGGAAGCAUGGCGAGUCUCAGCUGCAGCCCGAGUCCUCCCGAGCCCGAGUCUUGCUUCUUGACCUCCAUGAGUUCUCCUUCUUCCUCUCUGAACGAAGGGUUUGUCCUCUCUGCUAUGGAAGUUCAAGUCGCGGGUGGUGCUGCUGGUGAAGAUAGAGUUCAGGCCGUUUGCUCUGAGGAGAACGGUUGGCUCUUCUGCGCUAUCUACGACGGAUUCAACGGAAGAGAUGCUGCUGAUUUCUUGGCGUGUACUUUGUACGAGUCCAUUGUUUUCCAUCUCCAGCUGCUUGAUCACCAGAUGAAGACGCAUCAAGAUGUUGAUGAUGGAGGCGUCAGUGUAAUAGUAGACUCUUCUUCCUCUGAUUUGUUCAGACAAGGAGUGUUGGAUUGCUUGAACCGCGCGCUUCUCCAGGCGGAAAACGAUUUCUUGAGGAUGGUUGAGCAAGAGAUGGAGGAGAGACCGGACUUGGUGUCUGUUGGUUCUUGUGUUCUGGUCACUCUCCUUGUCGGGAAGGAUCUUUACAUCAUGAAUCUAGGUGAUAGCAGAGCUGUGCUAGCGACGUACAACGGUAACAAGAAGCUGCAAGCUGUUCAGCUCACGGAGGAUCACACUGUUGAUAACGAAAUCGAGGAAGCUAGGCUAUUGAGUGAGCAUCUUGAUGAUCCUAAGAUCGUUAUUGGUGGGAAGAUCAAAGGGAAACUUAAAGUGACACGUGCUCUAGGAGUUGGUUACUUGAAGAAGGAGAAACUGAACGAUGCACUGAUGGGGAUUCUUCGAGUUCGUAACCUUUUGAGUCCGCCUUACGUUUCGGUGGAACCAUCGAUGAGAGUUCAUAAGAUAACGGAGUCAGAUCACUUUGUUAUAGUUGCAAGCGAUGGUUUGUUUGAUUUCUUCAGCAACGAGGAAGCGAUAGAGCUAGUUCAUGGCUUCAUUGCUAGUAAUCCUUGUGGUGAUCCAGCAAAGUUUCUACUUGAACGUCUUGUAGCUAAAGCUGCUGCUCGUGUUGGGUUCACGUUGGAAGAAUUGUUGAAUGUUCCGGCUGGUAGGAAGAGGAGAUAUCAUGAUGAUGUGACUGUGAUGGUAAUCACUCUCGGUACAGAUCAACGCACUUCAAAGGCUUCUACGUUCGUGUGAUGAUUGAUGAUUUGAUGAUGAUGAUGGCGACAAAUCUUUAGAUUGGUGAAAUUGUACAUACAGUCAACUCUUGAUCCCCACUUAAAAAUACGUAUGAAACUGAUCUUGAGUUUUUCUAUUUAUUUACUACGUUCGUAUUUUUAUUCAGUGUAUAGCAAUAGUACCGUACUAAUACUGUAUCCUAGUUUGAGGUUUUUUUGGUUUUUUGCUU